AUGGUCCAAGAUGACGAAGAUGAGACUGAGGGAAGAGGGGCGCCUGAAAGUGCAACCCAAGAUCACCAGAACCGCUUUCAGCUACCUGUAUUCUGUGUCCGGCAUUUUGAAAGUCCUCAGGAUGGUGAGCGCCCUCUGGGAACCCACGGGUUCCACCCUGGCCCGCCCCGCUCCACCGUGGGCACCGUGUGGUGGCACGGAGGCACUCGGGGAGUCCCAGGGCAGGGGCAUUCCGACCAGAGGUACACUGGGAGUCCCACGGUUGGGGUUGCACAGAGGCAUUCAGAGGGGCCAGGACUGGGUGUAUGCAGAGGCGCUCAAGAGCCUCAGGACGGGGACGGAUCAGGUAGUUCCACAGGGGUGCACAGGGGUGCGCAGGGGUCAAGGACCGAGAAGGUUGCACAGGGGUACGCUAGGGGGUGUCUCACUGCGGGGUUGCACGGGAGCGCGCAGAGAGUCGCAGAGCGAGGGACUUCUGCAGGAGUUGCCGGGGACCUCAGGACUGAGAGGGUUGUACAGGGGUGCGCAGGGGGUGCCGGGAAGUGGGUGGUUCCACAGGGGCGCGCUCCACGGUCGCCGAAGGGAGUGGGGCGGGGGAGAGGGCGAGCGCGGGAGCAGCAGCCGUUGAGACCAAUUCCCCAGAAAAGGCGUCCGGGGCCUGGGGCCGGGGCUGCCGCCGAGCCAGAAGGCCGUCACCUCAAGCCAUUCGCCAUGGAGAGAAAGAUCCCACCAACCCCGACCUCGCCAACCCCAACCCCAUCACCGAGCAAAACUGAUUGGCAGCACCCAAAACGCCAGUUCGAAAGCUACAAAUCGCAGUGCAAGAAGAGCACGCGCAACUACUUCAUCAAACAUUGGUCCGGGGACUUAAAGGUCGCCUGUGUGGACGUACUCAAUGAUGUUUUUGCAUUUCUGUACCUUUCGUAUGCCGGCUUCUACUCACUCAUUUACCCACCAAGCUCUAUAGAUGCACUAUACUGGCAAAUAUGUGUAGUCAUACUUUUUGUGGCCCUCUUGUCUCUGAUAGACAUUGUUUUACAAAGCUGGCGGUUUAGCUUUCGAAAGAUAAAAUUUGGAAUUCAGAAGCCUAUCAAAAAGUGACCCGUCCCCUCCAACCAGGAGACAGAGGACUCUGCACACUUAAAAUCUCAUAGAAAACACAAGUAUUUACCUCUCUUCUCUUUUACAAAGAAGAUCUUCUUUUCCUCUGAAAUUCCCAUUUUGACAUGUUCAUGGCAAAGUGCUUUCCCUCCAAAAUAAAGAUUAUAUGGAAGUCUUUUUUUCAGAGGAAUGUCAAUUUUAACUUUACUAGAGUUCUCUGCUGAAAACUUGCCUUGACAUAUCUGAGAGUAACCCAGGGUUCUUGGAGACCAAGGCAGCAGAAUUCAAGUUCAUCUUAAGUGCUUA
Gracilinanus agilis (Agile Gracile Mouse Opossum) is the source of this 1407-nucleotide messenger RNA. RefSeq lists its product as uncharacterized. The transcript has 4 exons. Bases 1 to 1101 code for a protein of 366 amino acids. The record is from RefSeq and is a predicted model, not a curated record. Lineage: Eukaryota; Metazoa; Chordata; Mammalia; Didelphimorphia; Didelphidae.